AUGGCCACCGUGCUGGGGCUUGGGCGGGCCCGCAAGGCGACGCUCAAAGUCAGCCCGCCUUCCACGGAGAAGGCCCCGGACAUGCAACCAAGCUACAGUGAUGCGAACGAGGCUGUUUGCGGCGGCUGUCGGCUUGGCGGCGAGCUCAUCUGCUGCGAGGCCUGUCCCGCUGCCUUCCACCCCCGAUGUGCCGGCUUUGCCAGUCCCGAGGAGGUGCCGGAUGGCGACUGGUUCUGCUGGUUCUGCGCCAAGGAGCGCGGCGAGGAGCCGGCAGCGCGCCUGCCGCCCUUCCGGCCUCCGCGCCACCCCCAGUCUUACGUCAUGCUGGCAUCAGACGAGGUGUGCGAGAUCUACUACCGCACCAGAGUUGUGGAGGACCAGGGUGACUCUUUGCUGCUGCAAUACGCGGACAUCGAGGCCCAGGCCUAA
This is a messenger RNA of Monoraphidium neglectum, 429 nucleotides long. RefSeq lists its product as hypothetical. NCBI's taxonomy places the organism in Eukaryota, Viridiplantae, Chlorophyta, Chlorophyceae, Sphaeropleales, Selenastraceae. The coding region runs from base 1 to 429 and encodes 142 amino acids. The record is from RefSeq and is a predicted model, not a curated record. The transcript has 5 exons. Gene Ontology annotation, molecular function: transcription corepressor activity. Gene Ontology annotation, biological process: negative regulation of DNA-templated transcription.